This is a messenger RNA of Monoraphidium neglectum, 411 nucleotides long. RefSeq lists its product as hypothetical. Gene Ontology annotation, biological process: sterol biosynthetic process. The record is from RefSeq and is a predicted model, not a curated record. The coding region runs from base 1 to 411 and encodes 136 amino acids. NCBI's taxonomy places the organism in Eukaryota, Viridiplantae, Chlorophyta, Chlorophyceae, Sphaeropleales, Selenastraceae. Gene Ontology annotation, cellular component: endoplasmic reticulum. Gene Ontology annotation, molecular function: sterol 24-C-methyltransferase activity. The transcript has 5 exons.
AUGGCUACGCCUGUGAUCAGCUCCAGGAAGGAGGCGGAGGUGGCGGAGGCUAUUGAUAGCUAUGAGAAGUACCACACCACCCACGGCGGCGAUGUAGAGGGGCGCAAGGCCAAGUACGCCGACAUGGUCAACAAAUACUAUGACCUGGCGACCAGCUUCUAUGAGUAUGGCUGGGGCACUUCUUUCCACUUUGCGCACCGCUGGUCGCACGAGGCCCAUGGCGAGUCCCUCAAGCGCCACGAGCACUACCUCGCGCUGAGGAUGGGGCUGCAGCCCGGGGACAAGGUGCUGGAUGUGGGCUGCGGCGUGGGCGGGCCCCUGCGGGAGAUCGCCCUCUUCAGCGGCGCGCACAUCACCGGUGAGGCGCGCGGCGCGCCUCGCCGCGCAUCUGUGCCGUGCUCUGGCCCUUGA